Molecule: messenger RNA, 3619 nt
Organism: Triplophysa dalaica
Lineage: Eukaryota; Metazoa; Chordata; Actinopteri; Cypriniformes; Nemacheilidae
Gene: pcyt1ab
Product: phosphate cytidylyltransferase 1A, choline b
Exons: 9
Coding region: 335-1456 (373 amino acids)
Biological process (GO): CDP-choline pathway
Cellular component (GO): endoplasmic reticulum
Molecular function (GO): choline-phosphate cytidylyltransferase activity; phosphatidylcholine binding
Source: RefSeq, a predicted model, not a curated record
AAAAUAAGUAGGCCUAUACUUUAAAUAAACGAGUUACACAAUUGCAUUUUUACAUGAAAGCCCUUGAAUGGUCCCUUGCUUUACUGAUACUUACAGUGGUUCCCCCUAGCAACAGCUAGAUGGCGAUGUGUUCAAGCGGAAGUGUGUCGUGUGAGCGGAAGUGUGCGUGUUAUUACAGAGAUGUGAUGAAGUAGGGCAUCUGUCAUUAUAGCGGCAGAUGGAGCGUCACUCCAAAGUCUUGAGAAACAGUAAUGGACCGCUCAUAACCUCCCGUGAUAAACACAAAAGCGUUGAUUAAAGGAGAAAAGCUGCCUGCAGUGUCCUUCUUCACGGGAUGGAGACGCACAGUUCAGGGCUCAGCAGGAAGAGGAAGAGAAAGGAGCUGAAUGGACAGAUGAAAGAAGCAGACCGUGUCCGAAAAGCUCAACGGAAAACUUUGGUGAAACAUGAGAAGCCUUCUUGUCAUCUUGUUCUGAGCGCAAGAGAACCUGCACCGUUUUCAGAUGAGCUGGUGGGUGCAGGAUUACCAUACGAUCGUGUUAGUUUGGAGGAGGCCCAACUUGGAACUCCAGAGGAUCGUCCUGUGCGUGUGUAUGCUGACGGGAUUUUUGACAUGUUUCAUUCCGGACACGCCCGUGCUCUAAUGCAGGCCAAGUGUCUUUUCCCAAACACGUAUCUCAUCGUAGGAGUGUGCAGUGAUGAUUUGACGCAUGAAUUUAAGGGCUUCACCGUCAUGGAUGAGAAUGAGCGGUACGAUGCAGUGAGUCACUGUCGUUAUGUUGAUGAAGUGGUCCGGAACGCUCCGUGGACGCUAACACAUGAAUUUCUGGCCGAGCACAGAAUAGAUUUUGUUGCCCAUGACGAUAUCCCAUACAUCUCAGCAGGAAGUGAUGAUGUAUACAGACAUAUAAAGGAAGCAGGCAUGUUUGCACCUACUCAGAGAACAGAGGGCAUUUCCACAUCCGACAUUAUCACACGUAUCGUGCGUGACUAUGAUGUUUACGCGCGCCGUAACCUUCAGAGGGGAUACACUGCCAAAGAGCUGAAUGUGAGCUUCAUCAAUGAGAAGAAGUACCACCUGCAAGAGCGUGUGGAUAUGGUAAAGCAGAAGGUGCGAGAUGUGGAGGAGAAGAGUAAAGAGUUUGUCCAAAAGGUCGAGGAGAAAGGCAUCGACCUCAUUCAGAAAUGGGAGGAGAAGUCACGAGAGUUCAUAGGAAACUUCCUGGAGAUGUUCGGACCAGAUGGGGCGUUGAAACACAUGCUGAAGGAGGGGAAAGGACGGAUGUUGCAGGCCAUCAGUCCCAGACAGAGUCCCAGCAGCAGCCCCACUCGUGAGGAACGAUCUCCCUCGCCCACCUUUCGUCUUCCCUUCUUCAGCAGGACCUCCUCACCGUUCACCUCACCUCCCGCUCAUCACAGCAGCACAAACGGCAUCAGCCAGGACGAGGAGGACUAAAAACAUCAUCACUCCAGAAUUCCAUUCUGGUUUUCACAAGGAUCAUGUUUUAAACCCAUAGCUGUUCUUCAAAGCCAUCAUGAGCGGCCAAGAAUAUAAAUGGAGCUUCACAGCUGCUUUUACAAUGUGCUUAACCGGCUUUUAUGAUUUGCACAAUAGUGGCCAAAUUUCGCCCACAGACUAAAGGUUUUGAUUCCACAUCUCUGCUCUUACACACAUCUUCCUUGUCCUUCACAGAGAUUUGCCACACACCACUAAACCAAAAAGACGCACAUUGUUGGCCUGUUCCUUGGAUACAUUUUGUGUUAGCGGACAACGUAUAAUUAUGCAGUUUUGGGGAUUAUAACUUUCUUUUAACAAAACACAAAUGCUUCAAUUUGAAUAGUACGUUAGUCGAAGAACAGCGUCUGCUUAAACGCAUCUCCAUUUUAAAUUAUGCAUUAAACAAAUGCUGACCCGCAUUCAUUGUUUAAAUCUUUUCAAACUUGAACGGACCGAAUUUGAGAGCAAAUCCAGCAUGGGGGGAGAGUCCUGGGACAGAGGAGUCGUCCGCAUUUCUUUUGCCAUCAUUUUAGUUGUGGAGGUUUACAAUUCCUUCGGUGCCGCUCAGUGUAUGUAGUCAGGUUUUAUUUUUCAUUUAUACUUUCUUUGACACAGCAAAACAACCGUUACAUUCUAACAUUUACAUUUCUUAGCUUUUUUCUAAACUUUGCCUAAUAUGGACACUAACUGGAAGUCUGAUGUGAAGGAAUAAUAUUGAAGACUGGCAGUGACUCUGUGUUUCUGGACCUGGCACCUCCUAUUAAACCCUGCGCUAUUCUGUGGCAUGGGUCCCGGACGUUUUGGAAAGGCUUUGCCUUCGGAAUGUUUACAUUACCCAAGCCCAGCGAGGGGCGGUGUUAGCACAAAAAGGGGACAAGGACUUGUGUUAGUUUACAUGUUUACCUAGAAAAGAACAACUACAGUAGGAUUAAUGUGUGCUGGCAUUUGGUGGUAUUCUUUCUGUCAGUCGCAAAGGUAUUUAUGGGCCAGGUUGUUUUAAAUGAUCACUGUGAAUAAAAAGAAUCAUUUACUGAGGCAUUUAUGGGGUAAAGGGAUAGUUCACCCUAAAUUGAAAAUUCUCUCAUCAUUCACUCAUACUCGAGUUGUUCCAAAUCUGGAUACAUUUCUUUGUUGCGAUGAGCACAGGGAAAGAUGUUUGGACGAAUGCUUGUAACCAAACAGUUCUUGCACCCCAUUGACUACCAUAGUAAGAUAAAUUAAAAUGAUAGUCUAAAGUGCCCCAGAACGGUUUGCUUUCCUACAUCCUUUAAAAUGUCUUCUUUUGUGUUCAACAGAACACAAAACUAAAUUUUCCCAAUGUGAUAGUCAAUGGUCUCCAAGAUCUUUUUGGUUACAAGCAUUCUUUCAAAUAUCUUUCUCAUGGUUCAACAAAACAGACGUUAAAAACAGAUUUAGAACAAUUUGAUGGUGGGUAAAUGAUGAUAGGAUUUUCAUUUUUGGGUGAACUAUCCCUUUAAGAGUAAAAUAACACCAAAAUAUAUAAAUGUUAUGUCUCUUCUCUAGUGGCCUGUUUAGUAAAAUAUGUGGACCCAAAGGCAGACUCGUGUAUUACAGCACCUUUAAUGUCAAAUAAUAUAGCAAUUUUAGAAAAGGAUGAAAAAAUACUUAAACUUGUCCUUUUAGAUUCAAUUAAAUGUCUUAUGAUGUCUGAAGAUACGUUUCUGUGUGUCAUAUUUGACUACCAACAGCUCGAUCAGUUAGUUUCUGUGUACAUACUGUAUAAGACUGCAGACAUGAACAAGACAAUAUUUCUCACAUAGACAUGAAAGUCGAUGUUUGAUCCAAAAGCGGGGUAAGGCUUUGUAAAAUGUACUGCAUGUCCCAGAGAAAGACUUGUAGGAUAAGUAAAAGUAGGAUGAAUGUUUUAAAAGCCACUGUAAAUGUUCGGUCUGACGAAACUUUGUCAAGAAUUUCCAGGUCAUACUUCACAUCAAAAUUGAAAGUAAAACAUUAUGAGAAUUAUCCCUGUUUUGGGACCAUUGGUAUUUUGUGUCCUAUGAAAAAUGCCUUAAGAUGUAUUGUGUUCUUUCUACAUAAUGAUAUUAUGUUAUUGUUUUACUGAAUUUAUGCUGAUCUGAAUAAAAAAAUGUAUUGAUCUCA